AUGAAUUACCUGAGAAAAAUACCUUUACGUAUGGUUGCUAACACAGUCCUGCGCCAGCAGCAAUGCAUGUCCAGCGGUACAGGUGCCAUGUCAGCACUCACUGUCCUCACUGAUGAUGAGCGCGUAAUGAAGGAGACCGUUGCCAAAUUGGCUCAAGAACAAAUCGCUCCACUUGUUAAAAAAAUGGACGAGGAACACAAAUUCGAUCCCUCAGUGGUGCAGGCGGUUUUCGAGAACGGUUUAAUGGGCAUUGAGGUUGAUCCAGAUUUGGGCGGCAGUGGUUGCAAUUUCUUGACCACCAUACUAGUUGUUGAAGAGCUGUCAAAGGUUGAUCCGGCCGUUGCUGCUUUAGUUGAUAUCCACAAUACUUUGGUUGUCUCUCUAAUGAUGAAAGUCGGCAGUGAGGAGCAGAAAAAGAAGUAUUUACCCAAGUUGGCGCAAGAAUAUCCUGGCAGCUUCGCUUUGACUGAGCCGGGUGCUGGUUCGGAUGCAUUCGGUUUGAAAACUGUUGCCAAAAAAGAUGGCAAUCACUACGUGAUUAACGGCACAAAAAUGUGGAUCUCCAAUUCCGAUGUGGCUGGCGUCUUCCUUGUAUUCGCUAACGCCAAACCAGAAGCGGGCUAUCGCGGCAUCACCGCAUUCAUUGUGGAUCGCGAUACACCCGGUCUAAUUGUGAAUAAGCCUGAAGACAAACUGGGCAUACGCGCAUCUGGCACAUGCAUGAUAACCUUCGACAACGUACGUAUACCUGAAGAGAAUUUACUGGGUGAAUUCGGUCAUGGCUACAAAUAUGCUGCUGGUUUCUUAAAUGAGGGACGCAUCGGUAUUGGCGCACAAAUGGUGGGACUCGCGCAAGGCUGUUUCGAUCACACCAUACCGUAUCUCUUGGAGCGCAAGCAGUUCGGCAAGGAGAUCUAUGAGUUUCAAUCCAUGCAACAUCAAAUCGCCACGGUGGCUACCGAGAUUGAAGCGGCACGUUUGCUCACCUACAAUGCGGCACGUUUGCAGGAGCAGGGCAAGCCGUUCCUCAAAGAAGCCGCCAUGGCCAAGUUCUUCGCGUCAGAGGUGGCGCAACGUGCCACCAUCAAGUGUAUUGACUGGAUGGGUGGCGUCGGCUUCACGCGCGACUUCCCACAGGAGAAAUACUAUCGUGAUGUUAAGAUUGGCGCCAUCUAUGAAGGCACCACCAACAUGCAGUUGAGCACAAUCGCUAAAGUGAUCAAGAAGGAGUACGCCAAGUAAACUAGAAAAGAGAUGUGAGAAAUGAUGGCGUUACAACAGCUUGUUUGUUGUAUGCCAGUUAGAAGGCAGGUGCAAUAUCGUAACAGAAAUCUACAGUGCAUUUAUUAGUGUAUUGUUUGUGUGAUGCUGCAAGAUCAAAGUCAUGCGCUCAAUACCAGAUUAACUUG
Bactrocera tryoni is the source of this 1409-nucleotide messenger RNA. RefSeq names its product short/branched chain specific acyl-CoA dehydrogenase, mitochondrial. Lineage: Eukaryota; Metazoa; Arthropoda; Insecta; Diptera; Tephritidae. Gene Ontology annotation, cellular component: mitochondrion. Gene Ontology annotation, molecular function: flavin adenine dinucleotide binding; acyl-CoA dehydrogenase activity. The record is from RefSeq and is a predicted model, not a curated record. The transcript is spliced from 5 exons. Bases 1 to 1242 code for a protein of 413 amino acids.